AUGAGUGGCAAGACAAAACCAGGACGUCCGGCUGAUCGAAUUGUCGAAGACCACUUUACACGUGUCGCUGCAGUUCAAAAUCAAUCAAAGCGUCACUUCUUCGCCUGCAAGCACUGUGAUGUGAUUCCCAUGGAAGGCCGGGAUCAGCGGCCUGCCAUCCAUCUCACCAAGUGCGUCGGCGCUACGCCGGAAAUCAGACAAGAAGCGCAUCUACACUUGGUUCGAAAGGGAUUUGCGUCAGUUCAGACUGGCCCUCUGCUUGGUCCAGGCUCUACUCCAAGCACUCAAGUCACUCCGGCUGUCGAUUCCGGGCCCACAAUUUUGACACUGUCUCUCAGUCAGACUGCAAACACUGCUGUUGUCACGAAGAAACGGAAGGCCAACAAUCUAGACAAUUACGUUGAUCAUCCGUUACCGGAGAGCCUGAAAGAGCUCGCUGAUAUCAAGCUCUUUCGAUUUGUCGUGCACAGUAACAGUGCCUUUCGCAUCUCCGAGAACCCAUAUCUGAAGGAGUGGAUCAAUACACUCCGUCCUUCCUAUGAGAUCCCAUCACGUUAUGUCUUGAGCAAUCGCUUGAUGCAGGCUGAAGUCUCGCGUGUGAAACUGGAGGAGAUCGCACGCGUUCAGGCCCAAACACGGCAAACCAUUCUUUUCGAUGGAUGGGAGGACAAGAUGAGGCGAAGCUUGUAUGGCACAGUCUCUGCCGGGAUGGGAGAGUUUCCGACAGUUCUUGCUUUGACGGACAUGUCAGGCAAUCGGGGCUCGGCGGACAACUACGUAACAACAGUCAAGGACGCAUUGGCUAAUAUGGAAAUCGCCGACGCAAAGAACAUGAUUGCGUUGACGACGGACAACCCUACGGUGAUGCGUUCAUUCCGCACAAAGUUCCAGUUAUCCUAUCCCUGGAUUCUCACAUUCACUUGCUUCCUCCAUCUUCUAAACACGGCCAUUGGCAAGAUUGUGGUCUUUCCCGAGAUGAAGAUAUACAUCUCGGGAAUGGCCACCGUUGUCUCGUUCUUCAAUAGCUCCCAUUACUGGGGAGGGCAACUGGCUAUUGAAGCCAAGGCUUUGAAAGUUGGACGCUCUUUGAAAAGCCGCACAGAAUCACGAUGGUAUUCACUCAUCUUACAAGCCCUAAGUGUGAUUGCUCAUCGUGCUUCUCUUCUCCGGAUAUGCUCGCGAGAUGAUGCCCAGCGGCGAACAAACGGAAACACCCCAGUCUCUGCUGCAGUCAUCAAAUGGGUCAUGGACAUCACAUUCUGGGAUCGUCUCGAGCAACUUGUCCGUGUAUGCAAGCCUCUGGUUGAUGCAGUUGGUACUGCGCAUCCACUUACAACACUUGCGAUCACCCUCUUUUCAGUCGUGCCCCAUUCAGCCAAUGUGGAGCGUCUUUUCUCUGGAUUAUCUGGCAUCCAGGGAGUCAAGCGUUGUAACCUCAGUGUGCCCACCUUCGAAGCACUGGGUAAACUUCGGAACAACUACGCGUUCCACCUGCAUCAAUCCCGGGUCGCUCAAGGUCUGCCCGUUCGCCGACAACACGCUCAUAUGCAUACAAGGACUCACCCGGGCAUCGACACUUCUCUUGCCGAUGAACUGGAGACAAAUUUCACAUGGCAACCGCCUCUGGUUGUCGAGGAGGUCGAGAAUGACGUUGGCGUGGACACGAGUGACAGCUGGGCAGACGGAGAAAUGGAGAAGGAAUUGGCGGAAUGGGAGAAGAGGCUCGAAGACGAAGCACGCGUGCCACUUUUUCCGAACCCUGUGCCCUCACCAACAGAGGUCUACGACUUCGCAGAACUCGUACGCAUUGAUGCCGGUGUGGCAAAUACUCACUUCGACAAGGAUCAUUCCAUCCACAUUGACGACGACUCAGAUGAGGAGGCUGGGGGACCUGUUGAUAUUGAAAAGCUGCUUGCGGCUAGAGGUAUCUUAUCUUAA
This is a messenger RNA of Mycena citricolor, 1938 nucleotides long. NCBI's taxonomy places the organism in Eukaryota, Fungi, Basidiomycota, Agaricomycetes, Agaricales, Mycenaceae. The record is from the annotation of a GenBank genome assembly.